UGCUACGAACGACGUUCYRGACGGARUUCGUCACCGAUUCGACCCCUCGUCGUACGCCCAUCUGGCGAGUUACAUGCAGCCCUUGCCARAUGAUGAGGAGUGGGUGCGCCCCCUUCAACCCUCCCUCUSGCAUGGGGGUCGACACAGACCUCCUACGAGUCCGGAGGCAGAUCRGGUGAUCGUGGCAGUGGGAUGGGUCCGAUGUCCACCUUGUUGACGGAAGCGCGGGGGGCGGGAGGUGAUCCUUUGCAACUGCACUUGUCGUSGGCGKGCACGAUGGAUGUUUCAAGAACCGUUCUCGUGGAGCACAGCAGUCGGUCACARGGCGGUGUGUCGGUGACAAUGCAGGAUGCCYGAGAAGACGGRCURGAGACACARCAGCYGCCGAGGUCAUCGUCCGCAUGCAUGAGCAGCCAUAGCCGACCGYCGGCGUUCUCGACUCMUGUCAGCAAUGGGGCUCCCCACACUGUCMUGAAUGGAAGAGUGACGACGGCGACUGCGGCAGAGUCCCCACGAGUGAUAGAGAGGAUCAUAGCGCGGUACUCCAGAAUGCGUACGGACGUCCAACGCGASGAUGGAGGUGACGCGAAYGCUGACGGUGAGGAUGUGGCGGAGGACUGYAUGGAUGGCGACGAUGAGAGCGAGGAGGAUGACGAGCCUGCUGUGAAGGAAGUCACAUCAAAGGGAGGGAAGAAGAAGGCAAGCAAGAGUCGUGGGAGGUCGAAGGCGAGGGAGGAAGGGGGGGAUGCGGAUGGCGAUAGUGGGGGAGGGAGCACGCAGAAGCACUGGCAUUUGGACGAAUCGCUCAUCCUCGUGCGGUGCAAGAGGGACAUGGUCCCUAGACGAUUAUAUGGCGAGCCAGGGCAACAACUUCGCGCGGAUGAAGACGAAGACAUGAAAAUGGAACGAGAUAGCAAAGCGGAUGGCCCAGCAGGGGGUUACGAAUAGAGAUGGGGAUUCGUGCAUGAAGAGAUGGGGAUUCGUGCAUGAAGAGAUGGGAAAACAUUUUCGGGUGGUACAUAAAAAUUUGGGACAGGAAUAAUAAGAGAGAUAAUUGAGCAUGUUGUAUUUUAUUUUCUUCAUCUGUGCAAGUUUCAAGAUAAGGAAUACACAUAGAAUAAGGAAUUAUAGGUGUAUGUUGAUAUUUAUAUUUAGCUAGAUAUUUGUGUGCAUGUAAUGGAUGAUUAUCUAAAAAAUCUUAUAUAUCUUCAAAUAUAGAAGAUUUAUUUGACUGAUAAAAGUGCAUUACAAAU
Chara braunii is the source of this 1253-nucleotide messenger RNA. The record is from the annotation of a GenBank genome assembly. Lineage: Eukaryota; Viridiplantae; Streptophyta; Charophyceae; Charales; Characeae.